GUGUUUGGUUUUUUGUCUCGCGGUUUCGCCAAGCCGCCACUUCGGGCGGCUAAGCUCCGGACCAGGGGGAGAGAAGGCGUGCGGAGACGAGUGGUGGGGCGGGCUCGGGGCCGAUCGGUCGGGGCAGCCGGGGCGAGGCGCCCCUCUGCCGUGAUUGCCCAGUGCGGGCCGGCCGCCCGGCUUUCUCAUCAUCACACCCCGCUCCUUCCCGUCGCUGGCGGUCGGUCGGCACUCCUCGGGAGCUUGCCUUGUGGGCGGCUUUUGCUUUAGAUGUAGUGGUGGGCGAUGCAGAGAGUCACGCGUGUUCUAGAAAAUCUGAGUUCUCCGGCUUGUGUCUCCAGGCUGUUGCGUGGGUUAAGGGGUUGUUUGUUCCUGUAAACUGAAAGAGCGGGGAGGCGUUGAUGAUAAUGCCCAGGGUGAAGGCGUCCAGUUCUCAUGUAGGUGGAAACAUGCGCACAGAAUUGGGAAAGGGCAGGGGAUGGCUGUGGGGUUGCUAAGUGAACGGCUAGGUAUGAGAAAUAAAGCUAUUUUGAUCUGCCUGUUGAUCUAUAUAAAUUAUGUAACGUGUAUCACAGAGAAUGAUGGCUGAUAGUUCUACUUGAAGUGGCUCAAGGGGGGGGGAAUUUGGGGCAAAAACCAAAUACAAUAUGGGAUGUAAUAGAAAAUACCAGACUCAUAAAAAAUUGGACCUCGAAGCCAGUGUGAGUGCCAAGCAGAGGUUUCAUCAAGAUUUUGUAUUUUUCAGUAUCUCAGUUCCCACCCCGAUGAAUUGUUUGUGGCUACCUCACUUCAGGAAAUCGGCUUUCCGCAUUGAGCUAUUCUGAAGCUUUGACAAGCUUUCUGAAGCCCAGAAUAACAACCCCCUACUAAGGCAUAUAAACGUCAGUAGAAUGGCUUGAAAUGUUGGAAUCAGACAUGUGUUCAUAUGUGAGAAGAAUUUUUUUAAUGGUUGAUACUUUAAAAGAAAAAGCGAUGUUAUUUUUAAGACCAGGUGAAAGACAAAGAGACUUGUUAUUAAGUUACUUGAGAGGCAUAAUAAGUAGCUGCCUCCCAGGAUUGAGACAGUUAGUUGAAAAUACUCAAAGCAAGCAGAAUUUGCAAAUGGUGCGCGUAUUAAGCAUUCCAUAGUUGUCGGCAUCGAUUAGUACAACUCCUAGGAUAGGAGAGGCCCAGGAAGGUGCCCCAUGGUCUUCAACUUCCUUUUGCUUUCACAUUUGAGUGAAGGCCUUACCGCAGUUCUUCAGUGGGGCUGGGCUUCGGUGCCGUGUUAACAGUGUAAACACAGUCAGUAAAGUCUUUACAGUGGUCGCUUUUAGUUAUUCCCUCCUGAGACCCUGCACCUCCUGGUACGUAUGUUGAAUUUGCAUACAUUAAAGCAUAUUCAUUGUGAAGGAUGGAAAGUUCUGUUUUGACGGAUGUGGAGUCGUGCAUCCACCACCACAGUACUGUACCGAGUGGUCCUGUCACCCUAAAAGUUCCCCAUAUCAGACGCUGCUUCCCCCCAUAACCUGACCCGGCUCAUGCAAUGUAUAAUUUUUAGGGUCUGGCUUCUUCCACUUCACGAAAUGCAUUUAAGAUUCACCCUUGUCGCAGGGAUGAAUCCCGCAAGUCUGCAGCUUGCUUCUGUUUAUCGCUGCUUAGUGCUGCAUUGCAUGGAUGUGCUGAAGUCGGUUAUCCGUUCGCAUGGUGAAGGGCAUCUUGCCGGCCUCUGAUUUUGGCAAUUAUUAAUAAAACUGCUAAUAAACAUUUGCAUAUACAGUUUUGCAUGCACCUAAUUUUCCACUUCACUUGGGUAAAUACCUAGGGGCAUGAGUUCUAGGACGUAUGUUAAAUCUAUGUUUACAUUAUUUUAAAAAACUGCCAAGUUACCUUCCAGAGUGGCUGUACAUGGGAAGCAAUAUACAGGAGUUUGUGAAGGAUUAGUAUUGUUUCUUAUUUAAAUAUCAGAUAGGCUACCAGUGAAGCCAUUGCAGCCUGGGUUUUCUUUGUGGGCAGAUUUUAACUUAAUAAUUCACUACCUUUUCCUGCCCUAGUUGGACUUGUUACGUUGGCGGGACAUGUAGGGGGGCACAGAGCAGCUCUUUCUUACCUGAAGUUCCUGACCUUCAGGAGUAAAGCUUCCCAGUCCAUUCCACACCUUUGUCCAGAGCACUGAAGGAGUCUGUUUUGACAGUUCCGUCCAGGUUUACACUUGCCUCUUGGGGAGAGGAUUUGUCUGCAUCCCCCUGCUAAUGUCCUGCUGGUCGGGCGCCCCCACGCCACCCCUGUCUGCAAACAAACAGGACAGAAUAGCCUCUCAAACGCUCUUGCCUCAUCCCCAGCAAGUACUCCAUUCCCUCCCUUGGGGGCAGCUUUUCCACUAAAGACCUCUUCAUCCUCAUUCCCCACCCCCAUCCCCCCAGCUCCACCGAAACUCAGAAAUUUGCUCUUGUCAAAGUCACCAGCAUUUGCCACGUUACCAAAUCCAGACCUGUUCCCAGUCUUCCUUUUCCGUGGACUGUCCGGCAGCACUGGACACAGGAGGUGACCACCGCACCCAUGAAACUCCUCCUUGAUCGGGUUUCCAGGGAGAGCAGAGGCUCUCCUUACUUGGCUCCUGCCUCUCUGGCCUUGCCAUCCCGCCCCACCUUCCCCCGUUUUCUCCUUACACCCACCGUAGUCUCCUCAGUCCACGAAGCUCUCCUAGCAUUUAUUUGCGGUUUGCACCUGUCUCCUGAACACCAGUCCUGUCUAAUUCCCACACUCCUGUUUUCUGCAAACCCACCCAAUCUUCCUAAUGAGUCUUGGCAACUUCUCGGAGGCCUUUUGAUGACCCCUCAUAGGUCACGUCCACCUCACCCACUGAACUUGCUGGCUUCUAUUUAUAUUCAUUCAGAAUCCAGCCACUUGGUCACCAGUAGUCCAAGCCAUUCAUCUAUUUACCUGAGUUACAGUUGUCCUCUAAUGUGUUCCCUGUGUCCGCCCUAUUUCCUGACGAGAGAGUGUAUUUUUAAUGCAUCAGCUAGUGAGACUUUUAGUGUAAAUCAGAUUCUCACUCCCGCCUGGACCUCUCCAUGGCUUCCCAUCAGGUAAAGGCUCGAGUCCAGAGAGCGGCCCGUCUGACCCUACUCAGCCCGCCUCUCUGCCCUCCUGGCUUCAUCUGCUGGUUGUUCUGGAAGUCACUCUGGUCCCCUGGACGGUCAUCAGCCUUGCCAAGCCUGCUCCUUUCGCAGGGCUUUUGCAUCUGCUGUCCUCUGCCAAGAGUGUCCUUCCACUGGCUCUACGCAGGACUUCCCAACUUCCCCACCACGUCAGGCCUGGGGCCAAGUCCCGCCUGUCCGCAAGGCCCCACUGAGCAUCCUGCGUAAGCUCACAACUUCCUCCUCGCUGGCCCCUCCUCCUGGGUGUUUCUCCAUAGCACUUUUACCAUGUGACAAAUUACGUCCGUGUGUCAUCUCGUCUGUCUAUCCCCACUCCAACACACACUCCAUGAGGGCCGACAGUUAGUCUGUUUACUGCUGCAUCUCCAGUGGGCUGGAGUGAGUGAGUGAGUGAGUGAGUGUGUGUGUGUGUGUGUGGCGCAGGGGGUGUGCUGGCCUUUUUGGUGCUCUUACCCGUCCUGACUGCUCCAACCCUAUCACGCCCUAGCCCACUCCAAAUAGCGCACCCUCAGUUUUUCUCUCCUGGGUUCCUGUGUAUUAGUCUUCCCCCAAACACGUAACUCCCUGAGGGACAGGUUCAGCACAUGUUUGCUGAUACAAAAUGCCCUUCCCAAAUCUCAGGUAACAGGGGAGCGAGAAUAGGAAAUUUACACACCAGGGGCAGGUGAUCCCUGAGGACUGUGAGAUUAGGUUAAGAUUAGAGUUUUGCCAGUGACCAUCGCCCAGAGAAUCAGCUCACAGACGGGCAUAAACUGCACAGUGGGGCAGAGCCUGGCCACCAGGCCUGCGGGUGUCUGGUGUGGGGCUGAGGACCAACCAGUGAGGAGACUUGUGGAAACAUCUUCCAGGACCAUCUGGGUUUCUCUGUCCUAAUUUCCUGCUCACUGUGCAACAGGCUGAUUCAUUCAUCAGCUUCCCAAAUACUUCAGUGUGUCCCAGGCCACUUUGUUAUUAAAUAAUCUGGUUUGCAGUCCAUCAAGGGACCGUCUUUGGUUUUCCUGGGCGAUCAAAGGAGCAGAGACAGGACUGCAGCAGACACCUAACGAUUCUCCCCUGCCCAGUCUCCAAUUCAAAAUGUAGCCUAACGACACCUUUCCCAGGUAAAUGAAUCUACAGAGACAAGGGCAAGAGGUGUAGGCCAUUUUCAGUGCAUCCCAUACCUGAAUGCUGUUAUCACACCUGACUGAAACUGUCCAUUCUAGAUUUCAAAAAUGAGAGGAGUCAGUCAUUCUGAGUGGUGCCUGUAUGUUUUCUUAAUAGAAAUAGGUGUCUGUAGUGAGAACAGUAGUAGGUUGUUUGGGAGUUGCUACCCCUUCUAACCGGAUGCGCACCCCAAAUAAGAAAGUGCGAUCACGUAACAGGCCCUGGUUUUAGAGCCACGCACGCGGUUCCAGGGCUCCGUGGCCACGAACAACGCCGGGCGUGACCCCCAGCCCCCGCCCUGCUGCAGUGCGGUCUUCCUCUUCGUUGCUGCAAAGCUUCGUCUCUUGAGGGUAAAUUUAAUGUUUGAAAACCACCAAAAGUCUUUCAGAGGCCAAGUCACAAAUCAGGUGGGUGAUCAGAUUUCAUGGUCCUCUGCCUGUCCAAAGUGAGCUGGCUUUCAUGGGAUGUUUUUCUUGUGUUACAGUUAAUAGCCUAGAAAUGCAUUUCCAAAUACACACAAAAAGGCCACAAGUGGUGGAAUUAGAAUGUCCAGUUUGCUUCAUCUCACACCCACACAACAGCCUCAGAACAACAGCACUAAUACUACUGCUAGUAAUUAUGAUUACUGAAACAUUUAAAAAUUAAUUGGAUGUGCUUUCUCAUUCUGGCUCCUGCUUUUCACACACAUACUCAUUUUUGGUUGCACUAAAUCUGUGUAAGUUCACCGUUGGGUCAUGUGGCUCUCUCCCCUCUGACCUCAUUAGGAUUUGAAUUUCUACAUAGCUGUAUGUUGAACGAGCACCAGCAGUUUGUGUGUCGGUGAGAUUAGGUUAAGAUUAGAGUUUUGCCAGUGACCAUCGCCCAGAAGAUCAGCUCACAGACGGGCAUAAACUGCACAGUGGGGCAGAGCCUGGCCACGAGGCCUGCGGCUGUCUCUGGUCAUUUCGGUCUGAAGCUCGUCCUGUGGUCGCAGGGGCAGCAAAACUUUCCUGAAAAGGGCUCGACAGUAACACUGAGGCUGUCGGGCCACGAAUAACCCCGACACACACACUUAACAAACCGUAAAGCCAUUCUGAGCUCAGGGACCGUGCGGACACAUCUCCGGCUGCAGUCGGCGAGCCCCCGCUCCAGCAGCCCGCUCAGGGAGGGCUCCGGCGUCCGUUCUGCUGGGCCACAGACACGAGCCGAGUGUUGUUCUCCUUGUAAGCUGCUUGCUGUUCUUGCCUAGAUGCCCAAGGGACUUUUUUCUCUUUUCCUUUACAGUCCAGUUGGUGUUGUUGAGUCUGGGGUGGUAUUUUCAGCUUGUCCCAUGGGAAACGGCACGAGCAGACUCUAUAGUGCUCUCACCAAGACACUGAACAGCAGCACCGCCUCCCAGUAUCUGGAGUCACCUGACCCGGAACAUCCGGAGCCCAUUGACCCCAAAGAGCUCCUUGAGGAAUGCAGAGCAGUUCUGCACACUCGACCUCCCCGGUUCCAGAGGGACUUCGUGGAUCUGAGGACAGAUUGCCCCAGCAGCCACCCACCUAUCAGGGUCAUGCAGUGGAACAUCCUCGCCCAAGCUCUCGGAGAAGGCAAAGACAACUUUGUACAAUGCCCUUUGGAAGCACUCAAGUGGGAAGAAAGGAAAUGUCUCAUUCUGGAAGAAAUCCUAGCCUACCAGCCUGAUAUAUUGUGCCUCCAAGAGGUGGACCACUAUUUUGACACCUUCCAGCCACUCCUCAGCAGACUGGGCUAUCAAGGCACAUUCUUCCCCAAGCCCUGGUCACCUUGCCUGGAUGUAGAACAUAACAAUGGACCGGAUGGCUGCGCCUUGUUUUUCCUCCAGAACCGAUUCAAGCUGCUCCACAGUGCCAAUAUCAGGCUGACGGCCAUGAUGUUGAAAACCAAUCAGGUGGCCAUUGCACAGACCCUGGAGUGCAAGGAGUCCGGCCGGCAGUUCUGCAUCGCCGUUACCCACUUGAAAGCACGUACGGGCUGGGAGCAGUUCCGAUCAGCUCAAGGCUGUGACCUUCUCCGGAACCUGCAGAACAUCACCCAAGGGGCCAAGAUUCCCCUUAUUGUUUGUGGGGACUUCAAUGCCGAGCCAACAGAGGAGGUCUACAGACACUUUGCUUCCUCCAGCCUGAACCUGAGCAGCGCCUACAAGCUGCUGAGUGCAGACGGGCAGUCGGAGCCUCCCUACACCACCUGGAAGAUCCGGACGUCAGGGGAGUGCCGGCACACGCUGGACUACAUCUGGUACUCGAAACACGCUCUGAGUGUGAGGUCGGCGCUGGACUUGCUCACCGAGGAACAGAUUGGGCCCAACCGGUUACCGUCCUUCCAUUAUCCUUCAGACCACCUGUCUCUAGUGUGUGACUUCAGCUUUAAUGAGGAACCCAAUGAUCUUUUGUAAACGCUUAUCUGUGCCUUUUUAAUCACAAGAGUCUUAACCUCAGUGGCCUGAGGAAGGACUCUCACUUCACCUUCCAUGUUUCCAGCAUGCCCUUGGGAAGGAAUCCCACCAGUUCACAAACUUUUUCCAUUAAAACCUGCAGCAAAAAGGUGUUUGCACUCCAGUUUUGGGUUGUAUGGUGUCCUUUCCCUUAGCAUUACAGUAAAGGGCAUCAGUUAGGCUUGUUCUGAAGCUUUCAGUUUGAUGAUGCUAUAUACAAAAGUACUUUCUUGAGUCCUCCAUAACUAACAAGUAUGCAGGAGCGAUUUCUCUAGAUACUGUUUCCAAUAAUUUAUUUGAGGUUUUAAAUGUCAACAAGAUAUGCAUGGCAAUAUUUAUUUUUUAUACCUUUGUGUAAAAUUAAUAAGUUGUAGGUAGCAUAAACAUUUUAAAACCAUGUAAAACAUAAGUUAUAAUUUGUAGUAAUUUUCUUAAGGCUUUAAGAUGUUUUCACCUGGGGUCUAACAAAAGUGUACAAAGGAACUGUGUAGCGUGGAGGCCCCGGGGCUGUGUUUGUUGUUUAAGUGGCAGCAUCAACUCUCCCUGCUGACUUCAUCCCAGUUCUUGCUGGGCCUCCACACCCCCACUACUGGUAUCUCCUGAGGCGAGUCCAUGACCCGUCGUUGUUAUUUAAUCACUGGUGUGCAUUUAGUUUCCCACUGGAAUGCUACUGGCUUACAUCUGAAGUCACUCAGUGUCAUUAUUGUUUGUAUCAGGAUGAGCUUUUUACAACAGGUCACUCGGGAGCUGUUACGUGCAGUGGCUGAGAAAGUUUGUGGGGCCUUCUCUUCAGAGACGGGAAACUAGGAAAACCUCUUUAUGAGGCCAUCAUUGAAAUGUCCUAAGAUAACCAGGGAACGUGGUCAAAGCAUCUAAAGAUAAUGUAAAAAGAUAACCUGAAAUUUUCCUUCACUGGGGGGAAAAAAGUUGAUCAAGUUAACAGGUACAGCCCCUUCCAAAUGAAAUACCCAAAACUACCCUAUUGGUAAUAAAGUGAUAAAUAUUUUAACCUAUGAGUUGUGUAUAUUUAAGAUUAAUAAAUGGUCUUUUAAAACUAA
Messenger RNA from Artibeus jamaicensis (Jamaican fruit-eating bat), 7778 nucleotides. It is a transcript of the gene NOCT, whose product is annotated as nocturnin. The transcript has 3 exons. Gene Ontology annotation, molecular function: poly(A)-specific ribonuclease activity. Gene Ontology annotation, biological process: circadian rhythm. NCBI's taxonomy places the organism in Eukaryota, Metazoa, Chordata, Mammalia, Chiroptera, Phyllostomidae. The coding region runs from base 5512 to 6681 and encodes 389 amino acids. The record is from RefSeq and is a predicted model, not a curated record.